GGCAUCAUGGGAUAUCAAAGUCCUCCCGGCGGCGCGGCGCCGCCAUGUCUUCAAGAGAGAAGCGGUUAAUAGCGCUUAUCUCUCUCGUGUUCUGUGCUACCGCAAUAUUCUCUCUAGUUCUCUAUUAUAUUCCAACAUUGCUUUACAUAGCUUUCAUUCUUGGAGUUUGUUGCGUCGCCUGUUAUUAUCACAGCGGAGAAUCUCUCUACGUUAGGUUAGGCCCUCAUCCACGCCGUGGUCUGACAAUUCCACCCGUGCUGCGACGCUGGUUGCCAGGGAUUGCAAACGGAGUACCCACAGCGGGAAGAGUUAGAAGUCGCACCGCCAAGGAUUAUGUUCGGGAAUCAGUAGUAUUUACUGACCAACGACGUUUCGAGAGCGCUAUUUGUCGGAAAGACGCUGGACACAGUGACUCAUUUCUUCUCAGUCCUCGGGAUAUACUCAUGGGAAGUUACAUUGGGAAGGCAGAAAGUCCUCCCUCAGUUGUGGGGAGGCCGCGAGCGGGUGCAAGUUCGGGUGCUAACCCCAACGCACGAGAACAACUAACUUUACGCGAAAGAUUGGCUCGACCCAACCAGGCUGUCAUUACUCCAAACAGAGGACUGUCAAUCGGGGGGGAGCCCCUUGGCACUAUGGGCAGGUUCACCAUCACUCCCCUGCGCCACUACCCCCUCCAGCAGACGGGCACCUCCUCUGUGGGCAUCCUGCCCCCAACCCAGUGGGACGGCUUCAGAAAGAAGAAUAUUCUCACCCCUCGCAACUCUCCGGCAGUCCACAGUCCAGUCACAGUGAAGAUCGCUAGGCCAGAUCACAACACCACUCGAUCCCAGUUAUUUGAUCAUUUGAACUCCCCGGGAGUCCUUGGCUCUCCAGGCCUGGGGGCCCCUGCAGACCCCUGCUCCAGGGAGACUGUUCUGAGCGUGCUCAAAGAGAGUCGCAAAAGAGUGGUGGAAGAUGACAGGAGCUUCACUGCAGGGCAAAAGAGCAAAAGGAGGCGCCAUGACAGCAGUGGGAGUGCUCACUUGGCAUUUGAGCCACUACUGCCCAAUGGAGCUCCAUCACAGCUGGUGCUGAAUUCUCUGAAGCGAGGGCUGACUGCUAUGGUGGAGGAGUCAACAAUGAAGAGAUCACGCACCUCCUCCAUCAGCUCUGUGAGCUGUGGCCUGACCCCCAGCGGCACCCUGGGCUCGGUCCGCAACUCCAUCCGCAGCUCCCUAAGCUCGUCACAAGGCGUUACUCAGUGGAAAAAAGCCUCUACCCGCAGUCUCUCCCCGCUCUCCAGCCCUGGGUCGUCCCGGUCCCAGACCCCAGAGAGAGCCUCUAAAAAGCCCAGGGAAGAGGACGCUCGCUCACCCAGCUCUGUGUCCUUGGAGAGGUCUGACAAGACGUUGACAGACCCAGCACCAACCACUGGGAAGCUGGCUCCGGCCCCUGAAGUCCCUGUGGCUUCAGCCUCGUCAGGCUCUGCCGGUAGUGGGAAACGGAAACGUAAGAUUCCGCUGGUGUCCAGCCGUAGAGGAGACCUAAUCUCUUUGCCUCCACCUCCUGAGUUGGGCUACACCAUCACGGUGAAAGACCUGGAUCAGGAGAAGAAAGCUGCUCUCAGCCAGAUCAACACAGUCCUCAAAGAGCCCGAGCCAGAGAAGCCUGCUCCAGUAGUGACCACAUCUUCUAAGCCUCCUGUGUCAGGCAACCCCACACCCACCCUGCAGGCCAGCCAUCUUACCGUAUCAAUGCCUGCUAGUGUGGCGGCUCCUAUCCCCGUCAUCAACCUGGACCCCGUCCCCUCAAGCACUGUCACCAUGGCCCCAACCUCCACAGCCUCCCCCGUCACCAACCCCCUCCUGGAGUCUCUGAAAAUGAUGAGGAACAACCCCCUCACCAGUGCUGCUGCUGACAAUACUACAGCAGUGACACCCCCUGCACCACUGGUGCCUGCAGAGCAGAAGUCGAAGACCAGCUUGUCUGCUCCCCAGCCUGCACUACCCUCCCUCUCCCAGCCUGCACUACCCUCCCUCUCCCAGCCUGCACUACCCUCCCUCUCCCAGCCUGCACUACCCUCCCUCUCCCAGCCUGCACUACCCUCCCUCUCCCAGCCUGCACUACCCUCCCUCUCCCAGCCUGCACUACCCUCCCUCUCCCAGCCUGCACUACCCUCCCUCUCCCAGCCUGCACUACCCUCCCUCUCCCAGCCUGCACUACCCUCCCUCUCCCAGCCUGCCAGCACCAUGCCCUCUGCCUUCACCCAGGCGCUGAGCCAAGUCACCAAGGCCCCCAGCAGUGUCCCCAUCCUGGGUGGAGCAAGCCUGUUUGGAAUGGCCAAUCCACUGACUGCCCCGUCCUCCUCACCGGCCCCCACCACAACCACAACCGCCACCACAGAAACAACCAGUAGUAAUAAUCCCCUCCUGGCCUCGGUGUUCAAGCCCAUCUUCGGGGCCACGGCCCCAGCCUCAGAGGGCACACCUGCUCUUCCCACCUUUAAACCCAUAUUUGGAAGUGCCACAGCCACCAGUGCUUUCGGACAGCCAGCCUCCACCUCAGCCCCCUCCAAUGCCAGUGCAUCUGCCACAGUGUUCAGCAGGCUAACCAACAGUAGUACAGUGGCCCCAGCCGCCUCCCUGUUCACUGGGCUGUCUAAUAGCACCGCCCCCUCCACCAACCCAGCCGCCCCGCCAUCUGUCAAGUCUCUGUUUGGAAACUGGAGUGCGCUGCCUGCAACGACUGCUGCCACAACCACUGCCCCUGCCACAGGAAGUACCUUCCAGUUCGGCACCGCCUCCACCACAGCUCCUGGACCCACCCUCAGCUCCACCACAGCCGCCACCACUAGCAACAGCGGCUUUUCGUUUGGUGCGAUGACCACCACCUCUGGCGCCACUCAACCUGCCCCCUCAGCCACCGCCCAGGGGGGAUUCACCUUUGGCCAGCCUGUAGCCACCCAGAACUCUACCACCGCAUCCUUCGGUGGCUUUGGCAUGGCCACUGCAGCCGCAGCCACUGCUACUGCUUCUGCACCUGCAAACCAGUCCACUUUCACGUUUGGGAAGUCGUCGUUCGAAGCUCCGGCGGCAUCGGCGUUCCCCAGUGCGAUUCAGGCCCCGGCUGCUACUGCGGCAGCUAAUCCUUUCACAUUUGGGUCACCUGCCACUGGGGCCACCCCUGCUCCUUUUGCUUUUGGCGCGGCUGCCACUACGGCGGCCUCUACCUUUGGGACCACCACUAAGCUGGCAUUUGGAGCAAACUCCACAGGUUUUGCAUUUGGCAACACCACGGGCACCCCAGCAGCCCCGGCCUUUGGCUCUGCCACCCAGACUGUCGGCAUACUCCCAGCCUCCGCCCCAACUUUCUCGUUUGGUGGUGUGUCCACACAGCAGGCCCCUGCUACCCCUGCCCAGCCAGCCACUGGAGGAUUCAACUUCGGCGCAGCCAUUUCAGGCACUCAGUUUGGAACCUCUAACCCCACAACACAGACGCCAGGCUUCAACUUUGGGAUGGCUACCCCUGCUUUUGGCCAGAGCACAGCUGCAGGUCCUGUCCCCUUUGGAAGCCCAGGAACUCCAGUCCAAGGAUUCAGUGCUAUGGGAUCCUCAUCAUUCGGCUCUCCAUCAGCUCCUUCGUUCUCCAUCGGCGCUGGCUCCAAAACAUCAGGGGCACGCCAGAGGCUACAGGCCCGAAGGCAGCACCCCAGGAAGAAGUAGCCUAACCAGGUGUGGUAGCAUCUGGCAUAGCCUGGAAGCCCUUACCCAUUCAGCACUGCCAUGACAUCCUCCAGAGGAGCUGAACUGAUACUUCCAUUGCUAACACAUUGUAACCCCAGUCAGACCAACAGCCCUCCCUAGCCUUCUGUUCCCCUGGCCGGGCUGGCCCCCUUUGUGGUACAGGGUUAGCAGAGGAGCACACACUCCUACUAGGCUGUCUACCGCUCUACUGACAGUGUAGCCACUCUCACAGUGACGAAAAGAAAGGGGGAUAUGAGGCAAAACGAUAGUCUGUUAAACUUGAAAGAGAAAAGACUUUGAGGGAAGCAUAUCCAAUUAAAACAACUUUCUGUCCCGGCUUUAGGAUUUCCCCUACUACGCCUGUUUCAUGACACAUUUUUGACAGUCGAAUCGAGACGCGUGCUUACACUUGUUAAUGUAUGAAAUUCUAAGCAGGGCUGUGUUAAUGGCUAUAGAAGAGCUGAACGUGUUUUUCUGACAUGUGCCCAUGGUCAAGAUGGGGCUCACAUACAGUAUGAUCUGUGUGGAUUUAUCCAGCUGUACAUGGUAACCAUACUAUAUAGGAGAUGUUGACAGUUUAGAGAUAAUGAAUUGUUUAUUUUACAUUUGAAAGACAUUUUUUAUUUGGGUUAAUUUAGACGUAUGUGGCAUCUCUGCACUAGUUAGGCCUUAGCUGUUUUGAAUGAGUGCUUGGUGUAUUGGUCCCAGAUAUGCCCUUUUUAUUAUUGUACAGUAUCACAGACACUGGGAAGCAUUCCUGCAAUGUAGUUUUUAUACUUGUUUGAUCCUGAAUGACAGAAUAAGGUGAACAAUAAAAUCCUUUAUCAGAAUGCCAUCAUGGGAUCAGUUAAACAUAACACAUGUAUACAUAAUGUGGAGUCCCAGGGUAGUAGUCAUUAAUGGGUCACCAUUGUGUUGGUGUAAAUAGGUUACCCUGGACUUGUGCUGAAAACCAAAGCCAAUACUUAAGGUUUGACCUACAAAAUAAUCUCUUCUACCACUUAGACCUUUCAUGGGUCCUUUUUGUACUAGACUAUCUCUCCUUUUCCCCACUACUCCUGCUCUCACCAUAAUGAUGGGAGGUGGGGGCAUUCAAAACAGAUCUGGGGACUGGUUGAGAAUCUUAACAAAUCCUUCCUUUUUUUCCUUGAAGUAACUUCUGAGCAUUGUAUUACAUUGGCUGGGUAAAAGCAAGCUACUGUACUUUCCUCCUAACCUAGGUAUUACUACAAGGAAGUAAGGAUGCAUUUUAAACGCGGUUAUUAAGAGCAGGUGUGUGCUAUGGGAGGGAUGGGUAACGUGGUCCUGGAGAGCCAUAGGGGAUGGAGUCUUCCCCAGCACUGAACACAGAUUCAACUAGUCACAGUCUUGAUUGAUGAAGACCCUGCUUGAUCAGUGAAAGCCAGUGUUGUAAGUGUUCCUCACAAUGACAUGGCACAGAACAAUUUCUAUCUUCAAUGCCAGCCCCACUUUCAUCUGACUGGCAAUGAUAGAAACUACAAACAUCUGGGCACUGUACCACAAGACCCCUGCAUCUGUAUACUAUCAAGACAAAGACGAGUGCAUUUAUAAGAGAAUUGAAUUUGGAGUUUACAUGCUCCCCUCUUAAGGGUUGCAGAUAGACAUACUUUACGUGCGCCUUCAGCAGUCAAACCGCUUUCCCCUCCCCUGUAUGAUUCCCCUCAAGUCUUUUCUGGUGAUUUUAGCUUGUUACUAUUUUUGCCUCGGUGAGUCUGGCUUGGAGGAAGUAAUGUGGUGAAUGGCGGCAUAUUGCUAGUGCCGGACGUGGUUUUACCCGCAUGCUCAAUGGGUGAGGUUCUGAGUUUUGUUGGGACUGUAACAGUUUAUUGAUGAAUGUGUUUGAGUGUGACAGUACAACUGGAUUCACUAAUGUGCACAGCAGGAGAGGUGUUCUUUUCAUUAAUGCUGGAUCAAAACUCAGGACUAAAGGAACUGGAGGGGAAUUGUCUUUCAAGUCAAACCUAACCUCUUUGUGCGCUAACCAUGACUAACCAUGUAGGUUACAAAAAUUACCUCGGGUGUUGAAUCGGUUCUUAAUUGGUCCGCCCCUCUUGAGACAGAACUAGGAUUUUUGAAUACUAAUUUUUAAUCGGAACCUCUCCUGGUCGAGCCAAUUAGGCUAGUUAUUGUGAGGGGUGUAUGAGUGUGUGUGGGGGGCAUGAUUUGGCUAAAUAGUGUCAAAGUACACAAACUUUAUUUUUGUAUUAAGGCAGGUUGCCUUUUAGAAUUCCUUCAAGCUUGGCUCACUGAGACAAUUGGUCUAGUUUAUAGAAUUUUUCUAGUUCGUUAAGGUUUCCUCAACCGUAAUGAAAUUGUGGAAUAAAAGCGUCUAAAAGUUUCCCUUUGUAAGAGCUCCACUUUUUUAUAGGAGGGCAUACUGGGUCUGCUACUGUAUGGGUACUGUAAAGGAAUGCUGUCUGUCUGAUCAUUGUGUAUAGUACAAGCCUGACAAAUGUGAAUUGUGUUGCUUUAGACUUGAAUGAGACUUGUGGCUUUGUGUGUUACUGUGUGAGGUGUGUGUGUAUAGAAAGACUGACUUAAAUGUGAGUUUAUUUUUGAUGGGACUAAAGUCCCCUGUUCAUUCUUUUAAAUUAUAUUUUAAAAUGCAUCAUUCCAAGAUGUAACUAUGUAUGAUACCCAUGUUAUACUUAAAUCCCUUUAACAAUUGAUAGCACCCCACCUCAGUUAUCAGGAAGUGAAGUGAGAUCAAUGAAGUCUGCCCUGUGGUCAUUUUUGACUGAUAGCUUUUGAAAGAAGGCUGUUUUGUUUUGCUCAGUUAACUACUUGUUUUUACAUCUUGUGAUAUCUGCUUAUGACAGAUGGGUGGACAAUGUGCUGAAGGUCAACUCAAACCAUAUUUAAUGUCCUGGCCACCUUGUUUGUUCCCAUAGACAGGACUUUAUCAUUGUCUUAGCUUGUUGGUCCAUAUCUUGCGUAUGCAGAAUUUGUAAAGCACAAAACAUUGAAUGUAGUAUAUUUAACCACACUGUCACAUUUUUGGGUUCAUAAUCCAUUCACACUUUUGUGCUUUACCCAUUUGUAAAUUGAACAGUCAUUUACCCUUGUGCAGAGCUGUGUAAAUAAGUCAUGAUUAACAUUUGGACCUAUGGCUGUACAUAACUAUGGAUUUAAUCAAGGGCCAAAGCUUUUCCUUGUGUUUUUAUUUUGUUGAAGCUUCAAAUGACAAUGUUGACUUUAAAACAUGUAAAGUGUUAGAGGUAUAUUACUGUGAAUGGGAACGCAAACAUCUGCUCACAAUGGGCAAUUCGAGAGAAGUGAAUGUGCAGACAUGGGCAGCGUAUUAUAACAUUCUCCCCUCUGCUCAUGUCUUAGAUGUACUGGUUUUAAAUAAAAUAUGAUAAAGAUAUCUUA
Salmo salar (Atlantic salmon) is the source of this 7115-nucleotide messenger RNA. RefSeq lists its product as uncharacterized. The record is from RefSeq and is a predicted model, not a curated record. Gene Ontology annotation, molecular function: structural constituent of nuclear pore. Gene Ontology annotation, biological process: protein import into nucleus; RNA export from nucleus. Lineage: Eukaryota; Metazoa; Chordata; Actinopteri; Salmoniformes; Salmonidae. Gene Ontology annotation, cellular component: nuclear pore.